AUGACGGCCUUCGAAGAUACACCCGUUAUCCGGGCCCCAAGCCUGUCCUCCGACAAGCUUCCUCACUUGCGCCGCUCUGAGAACGGCAAUACAAAUCUCAUUGUCAACGGCAAACCCUUCCUCAUGCUCGCUGGCGAGCUUGGAAACUCUGCACUCAGUUCGGCCCGCUACAUGUCAGAGGUGUGGCCCGCCAUGAGGGCGCAGUCUAUCAACACCCUCCUUGGCUCUGUGGCGUGGGAAGACAUCGAGCCUCGCGAGGGCCACUUCGACUUCUCCGAGCUUGAUCGGGUCCUAGCUGGCGCCCGCGAGCACAACAUGCACCUCGUCUUGCUAUGGUUCGGUACCUACAAGAACGGUAUCUCUACGUAUGCACCGUCAUGGGUCAAGCGCGAUGUUAAGCGUUUCCCCCGUGUUCAGAUUCUUCAGGCUGGCGGCGUGAAGAAGACGAUCGAAAUGGUGUCGCCCUUCAGCGAAGAGGCUUGUGCGGCGGACUGCCGCGCCUUUUCAGAGCUCAUGCGUCACCUUGCCCAGGUCGACGCUGAGCACAACACAGUCCUCAUGGUCCAGGUUGAGAACGAGACGGGUCUCCUGGGUGAUUCGCGCGACCGUUCGCAUCGCGCAAACGCGGCUUUCGAGAAGCCUGUCCCGGAGUCGCUGCUGAAGCACCUCUCGACCGUUGAUACCCAUCCGACCUUCAAGGCCCGUUACAGCAAUAUUCCCUCAUCGGGCGAUCACUCGUGCUGGACACGCGGGACUUUCCCAUCGUCGUCGGUGGAGGCGCCGCGCCGGGGAGACUACCCGUCCGGCGGGCCUUGCCCCCACGUCCUCGACAUCUGGCGCCACAACACCCCAGCGCUCGAUUUCCUGGCGCCGGACCUCUACUUCCACCACUACGAGUCCGUGUGCAAGGACUACACGCAGCAGGGCAACCCGCUUUUCAUCCCCGAGCAGCGCCGCGACGCCAACGGCGCGCGCAGGUCCUGGCUCGCGUUUGCGACCUACGGCGCCCUCGGCACCGGCCCGUUCGGCAUCGACACGGGCGCCGAGGCAUUCGGCCGCGAGUACAAGCUUCUGGCGCAGACGCAGGAGCACCUCCUCGCCGCGGGGCCGGCCGACCGCUUCGGCUUCUUCUUCGACGAAGAGCCGUCGCCCGGCAGCACGGAGCGGUGGACCAAGGUCAUUGGCGAUUUUGAGGUCAUCGUAGAGCGGUGCUUUGUCUUCGGUAAGCAGAGCUCCGGCGCCGGCAUGGUUAUUCACAAGGGCAAAGGCAAGUUCCUCGCCGUCGGACGAGGCUUCCACGUCUACUUCAAGAGCGUGAGGCCCGAGGCGACGUUCACCGGCAUCCUGCGUGCCGAGGAGAAGGAGGUCACAGAGACGGGCGAGCUGAGGACACUGAGAGUGUUCAAUGGUGAUGAGACAAGGAGCGGUGAAUUCCUCAUGAUGCCGAAUGACGACCCUGACUAUGGCGGUUUCCCUAUCGCGGUGACGAUUCCUGCGCGGACGUGCAUUGCCGAGCUGGAAGCUUACUGGAUUGCCGAGGCUGAAGAGGACAGGUAA
Messenger RNA from Verticillium alfalfae VaMs.102, 1557 nucleotides. RefSeq names its product glycoside hydrolase. Gene Ontology annotation, biological process: carbohydrate metabolic process. NCBI's taxonomy places the organism in Eukaryota, Fungi, Ascomycota, Sordariomycetes, Glomerellales, Plectosphaerellaceae. The record is from RefSeq and is a predicted model, not a curated record. The transcript has 2 exons. Gene Ontology annotation, molecular function: beta-galactosidase activity. Gene Ontology annotation, cellular component: beta-galactosidase complex. Bases 1 to 1557 code for a protein of 518 amino acids.